Messenger RNA from Solanum verrucosum, 232 nucleotides. RefSeq lists its product as uncharacterized. Bases 1 to 207 code for a protein of 68 amino acids. The record is from RefSeq and is a predicted model, not a curated record. Lineage: Eukaryota; Viridiplantae; Streptophyta; Magnoliopsida; Solanales; Solanaceae. The transcript has a single exon.
AUGGUUUGUUUUUGCUUUCUGGUGGAUCAAAAGAGGACGGUGCGGCGGAGUAAGCCGGUGGCUGGCUCGUGUUCGCGGUGCGGACACGGUGCUAAAGUGGCUGAGAUGUAUACAUCAACUAGGUUUUGUUAUAUUCCAUUUUAUACCAAGUCUUGGAAGGCUAUUGUUUGUAGUUUUUGUGGUGCCAUUCUCAAAUACUACACAUAAACUCAUAACAAUAGAUGAAGGGUGA